Penicillium antarcticum is the source of this 4203-nucleotide messenger RNA. RefSeq lists its product as uncharacterized. Lineage: Eukaryota; Fungi; Ascomycota; Eurotiomycetes; Eurotiales; Aspergillaceae. Gene Ontology annotation, molecular function: acyltransferase activity, transferring groups other than amino-acyl groups. The coding region runs from base 1 to 4203 and encodes 1400 amino acids. The transcript has 4 exons. Gene Ontology annotation, cellular component: Golgi apparatus. The record is from RefSeq and is a predicted model, not a curated record.
AUGUUUCAGCGCCUCCGCGACGCCAUCGACUCUCGCAUCGCAGAGGAACAAGCCCGGCAAAAGUCCGCCCAAGAUUCCAUCUCUCGCUCCAAUUCUGCUCGCCGUCCACCCACCCGUAAUCUCUCUCCGAGUCGGCGCACCCGCCCAAGACGCAACACAGGCACUCCCGUCAGAGGACCGGACCCCAAGGAAUUCGAAGCGGAAUUCACCAUCGGGGACGAUGAUGAGUCCAGCCGGCCUGAUACUCCCCAAGUCGAUACAUCAGAAGCUGCCUCGGAAGUAGGCGCAGCCAACGAAGGCGGAUCUACUGAGAUGGAGGGCAAAACACCCGCGGAGUCGUCCGAGAAAGAGACCCCCAGCGCCCAGGAUGUUGAACCUCCCAAGGAGUCGUCAACUGAGCUGCCACCCGAUGUUCGGGCUAAGCUCCGCAGACUCGAUAAGCUCGAGGCGAGAUACCAUGAUUUGCUCAAGGCAUACCGCAUGGCGCACUCGCGCGUUCUAUCCAUUGAACCAUUUGAGGCCGCUCUACGCGAAAACACACCCCUCACCUCGAUUGGCGAACCCAAGGCUUUCACCGAGUACCUGAACCAAACAGCCCUGAAAAGCGAUAUGGUCAUGGACGAGCUGAAGCGCGUCACCGGCGAACGGGAAGACUACAAAAAGAAGAUGGAAGAAGCGCAGAAGUCUACCAAGGAGGCAUUGGAUGAGGUUACCGGACUCAAGGAGAGGCAAGAGAAGCAAGAGAAGCAAGAGAAGCAAGAGAAGCAAGAGAAGCAAGAGAAGCAAGAGAAGCAAGAGAAGCAGGAGAAGCAGGAAAAGCCCGAGGCCGACACGAACAAGGGAUCUGAUGGGACAGAGGAGACCAGCGAAGAAUUCUUUUCAUUUGACAACGAAGUCCCCCGUCUCGAGGGUGAACUCAAGGAGAAGCAAGAGGAGGUCGACAACCUCAAGGUUGAGGUGGAAAAGCUCAAGCGCGAUAUGUCUGUCACUCGUGAAUCGACGGAGGGUAUGGUGCAGAACCUUGAGACAGCCACUCGCGAGCUUGUUGAGUUGCGCGAAACUAAGGACAAGCUGGACGCGGAGAUUGAAACACUCAAGACCUCCAGCAAGGCUGACAAGGCCAAUGUUGAUGAUUUGAAGGCCAAGCUUGCUACAGCCGAAUCUUCUAUUGAGUCGACAUCCAAAGAGGUUGAGCAGCUUAAGUCGCAGCUCAAGGAAAAGACCGAAGAAAUCGAAAAGCUCCAGAACCAGGCUUCCGAAAAGACUGAGCCAGAUUUCGAUCUCGUUUCCCAAUUGGAUACAGCCAAGGAAGAGAAGAAGUCUGGCGAGAAGAAGCUGGUUGUUCUCCAGGGCUUGGUUGACGGCCUUCGAUCCCAGCUUCAGGAAACUGAAUCGACCGUCUUAGACCUCAAGACGGAGAUUAGCCAGAAGUCGGAAAGCUCUGAGAAGCUCCAGAAGAUUGUCGACUUUGUGGACGAGAACCUGAAGGACAACACUACAUGGAUAUCUACCAAGGACAAAGUUUCCUCUGGACAAAAGGCCGAUUUCGACGAGUUCCGGAAGAGUCUAGCACCAGCUAAGGAGGAAGAGCCAGCCCCUGCUGUCUCUACUCCUGCUCCUGUUGAAGAGGAAACCCAGCCUGCUCCAGCAGCUAUUGCCGCCGGUGGUGGUGGAGGAGGAAAGAAGAAGAACAAGAAGAAGAAGAAGGGCGGAAAGACCGAGGAACCUACCAAGCCAGCCGAGGCAGCCCCUGCAGAGCAACCAACCCAGGAGAAGGCUGCUCCAGCCUCCGAUGAACUCAAUGAUCUUAAGUCAAAGCUGGAGUCAUUGACGCAACAGCUGUCCGAGAAGGAAGCGGCCAUUGAUCGCUUGAGUGCCAAGCUGAAGGGCGAAGACAACCUCAAGGAGGAAAUUGAAUCUCUGCGCGAUGACCUCAUCAACAUAGGCCAGGAACACGUCGCAGCUAAGGAUCAGAUCAAGGAGCUUUCCGCAGAGAAGGCGGCCCUUGAAGAAACCAUUACCAAGCUCGAGAAGGAACUGGUUGACCUUCGCACUAGCAACGCUUCGACCUCAGCUGACUCGGAGAAACUCCACACCUCUCUCAAGGAGGAGUUUGAGACCCUCAAGAUUCGCUCGGCAACCCUUGAGACCGAUCUUUCUGCCGCCCAGCAGCUGGCUGCCACUCGGUUCAAGGACCUCACAGCCCUACGCGAGACUCUUCAGAAGGUUCAACCCGAGCUGCGAAACUUGCGUGCUGAGUCUUCGGAGUUGAAGAACCUGAAAGAGACCCUUACUAGCAAGAACUCCGAGCUGAAGGCUCUAGAGGGCAAGCAUGAGGAUCUGCGUGCCGAGCUGAAGUCCGCCAAGUCGAAGAUCACAGAGCGCGACACGGAAGUGGGCACUCUAAACAAGAAGAUUCGACAGGAAACCGACAGCCGCCUGAAGGCAGAGGAGAAAUUCAGUAUUGCUCAGUCCGAGCUGCGCGCCUCCGAAAGCAAAAAGCAAGAUGCCAUCAAUGCCAGAGAUAAGACUAGCGGUGAUCUCUCUAAGGCACAGGAUGGAUUGAAGAGUACUCGUGCCAAGAUGCGCGAGAUGGAUGAUCAGAUCUCUCAGUUGAACAAGGAGCUUGCUGGUCUCCGGGAAGAGAUCCAGCUGAAGACUGCGCAGCACAGCAGCGCUCAGAGCUUGAUGAACAGUAUGCGCGAUCAAACAUCGGAAAUGGCAAUGCAGAUGAAGGAGGCACGUGAACGUUGCGAGAGUCUGGACGAAGAACUGGCCGACGCUCACCGUCUGCUCAGUGAGCGAACCCGUGAAGGCGAGACUAUGCGCCGACUGCUCAAUGACAUUGAGGGUCGUGCGGAGUCCAAGGUGCGUGACUUCAAGGAACGCAUGGAGGCCGCUAUCGAAGAGCGGGACCGCGCCGAAGACGAAGCCAGUAGCCAAGGCCGACGCCGUGCCAGAGAAAUGGAAGAAUUGAAGACUAAGGUCCGCGAGGCUGAGCGAGCAUUGCGCACAGCUGAAGAGGACAAGGAGGAGCUUGAGCAGUCCCAAAAGGAUUGGCGUCGUCGCCGUGACGAGCUGGAGUCUGUCUCUGAGCAAUCAUCGCAGGAAGUGACCGAGAUCCGCCAGGCCAUGGCUGGUCUACGCGAUGCACUUGAUGAAAGUGAGAAGCAGGUUCGUGACCUUGAAAAGGACAAGGCAGAGCUGCGCCGCUCCGUCGAAGAGACCAAUGCCCGGUUGGAGAAGCUUCGGAAAUCUCACAAAACCCUUGGCGAGGACGUUCGCCUGCGUGGGUCCCCAUCUGGUCGCCAGUCUUCACGAUCGUCCAUCGAUUCUGGGUCUCGCCGGGGACUUGCAUCUCCUUCAGCUAGAAGCGAGACACCCGUUGGACCACCCAGCAACGCCUCCAUCGACUACAUGUACUUGAAGAAUGUCCUUCUCCAGUUCCUAGAGCAAAAGGACAAGAACUACCAGAAGCAGCUGAUCCCUGUCCUGGGAAUGCUUCUACACUUUGACCGUGGGUCAAAUCCCUCCCCAGACUUAGCUGUCAAAUUUCCAACAGAAUGGACUUCAUACCUGCAUUCCACAGACCCAUGGCUGACCAACCCACCAUCCGCCUGGCAAUGCCAGAAGGCAAGUUUCCUCGUCCCCAUCACCAUCAUCACCAACCCAACCCAACCCAACCCAACCCCCAAACCCAAAACUAACACCCCACCAGACGUCCCCCUAAUCCUCCAAUUCAUCUGCGAACUAGCCGACUACGAAAAAGCCCUCCACGAAGUCGAAGCUACAGAAGAAUCCCUCCUAGCAACCCUCUCCUUCCCAGACACGCCCCCAAAACGCGGCGCCGUCUACACAGCCCUGAUAACCCCACCAGCAACAUCCACAACACCAAACCCCAUCCCCGUCGGCAUGGCCCUCUACUUCUACAACUACUCGACAUGGCGCUCCGCACCAGGAAUCUACCUGGAGGAUCUGUACGUGCAGCCGAGCGCGCGCGGCCACGGGUACGGGUUCAAGUUGUUGAAGUACCUUGCGAAACAGGUGCUUGAGGUCAAGGGACGCCGGCUUGAGUGGAGUGUGCUUACUUGGAAUGAGCCUAGUAUUCGCUUUUAUGAGCAGGUUGGCGCUAAGGGUAUGGAUGAGUGGCUGAAGAUGAUGGUUGAGGGGGAUGCGUUGGAUAAGUUGGCCGAGGGGGCGUAG